Cariama cristata (Red-legged seriema) is the source of this 739-nucleotide messenger RNA. It is a transcript of the gene HAAO, whose product is annotated as 3-hydroxyanthranilate 3,4-dioxygenase. NCBI's taxonomy places the organism in Eukaryota, Metazoa, Chordata, Aves, Cariamiformes, Cariamidae. Gene Ontology annotation, cellular component: cytoplasm. Gene Ontology annotation, molecular function: 3-hydroxyanthranilate 3,4-dioxygenase activity; iron ion binding. Gene Ontology annotation, biological process: 'de novo' NAD+ biosynthetic process from L-tryptophan; quinolinate metabolic process. The record is from RefSeq and is a predicted model, not a curated record. The coding region runs from base 21 to 698 and encodes 225 amino acids. The transcript is spliced from 8 exons.
UUUACCAGGUUAAAGGAGACAUGUGUUUGAAGAUAAUUGAAAAUGGGAAACAAAAAGAUAUUGUCAUCCAAGAAGGGGAGAUGUUCCUCCUACCUGCUAGGAUACCUCAUUCUCCUCAGAGAUAUGCAAACACUGUGGGUCUUGUGAUUGAAAGAGAAAGAUUAAAGACAGAAAUUGAUGGGCUCAGAUACUAUGUUGGAGAAUCAACUAAUGUCCUCUUUGAAAAAUGGUUUCACUGUGAAGAUCUCGGCACUCAACUUACACCAAUAAUUCAAGAGUUUUUCAAUUCAAGACAAUAUCAAACUGGAAAACCAAAUCCAGAUGAACUCCUGAAAGAAACACCUUUCCCACUAAAUUCCACUUCCGUUAUGAAGCCAUUUUCCUUCCCAGGCUGGUUAAAUGAUCAUCGUGGUGAAAUAAAACAAAAGAAAUCCUUGAGUAUGUUUGGCGAUAACUUUGAAACAGAGGUUAUAGCUUAUGGGCCAGGAACAACUGAGAAAAGUAAAAAGAAUUCAGAUAUCUGGAUAUGGCAGUUGGAGGGCACAUCAACUGUUACCACGGAUGGUAAAACCCUGACUCUAUCUGCUGGUGACAGCCUGCUUAUCCGAGCCAAGUCUAUGUACUGCUGGAAGAGAACAGAGGAAUGUGUUGCCCUUUGCAUUGCUCAGGAUCCAAAACGCAAGCAGCCUUACACCUAGGUCCUGUGCCAGCUGACAUUGAUGAUAAAUAAGCUUUAACC